Molecule: messenger RNA, 1365 nt
Organism: Cucumis sativus (cucumber)
Lineage: Eukaryota; Viridiplantae; Streptophyta; Magnoliopsida; Cucurbitales; Cucurbitaceae
Product: UDP-glycosyltransferase 75C1
Exons: 2
Coding region: 1-1365 (454 amino acids)
Molecular function (GO): UDP-glycosyltransferase activity
Source: RefSeq, a predicted model, not a curated record
AUGAGAAACCACCAUUUCCUCAUUGUAUGUUUCCCUGUUCAUGGCCACAUAAACCCUUCCCUUGAAUUAGCUCGUCGUCUCACAGACUUAGGUCAUCAUGUCACCUUUGCCACCACCGUUCUUGGAAGCCACAAAAUCACUACCAUCACCAACAAAAAACCCACCACCUUGUUAUCUUUCACUACUCUCUCUGAUGGCUCUGAUGAACAAACAACCCCCAACAAAUCCACUGGCAACAUCACCCAAUUCUUCGACAGUCUUAAGCUUCAUGGCUCUCGAUCUCUCACAAAUCUAUUCAUUUCAAACCAACAGUCUCAUAACCCUUUCACUUUUGUAAUUUACUCCCUUUUGUUCCAUUGGGUUGCUGAUAUAGCCACUUCUUUUCACUUCCCAUCGGCUCUUCUUUUUGUUCAACCAGCUACCCUUUUAGUUUUGUAUUACUAUUACUUUUAUGGCUAUGGUGAUACAAUUCCUAACCAAAAAUUACAAGGUUUGCCUUUGCUUUCUACUAAUGACAUGCCAUCUCUACUUUCCCCUUCAAGCCCUCAUGCUCAUCUUCUUCCUUUUCUCAAACAACAAAUUGAAGUACUCCUUGACCAAAAAAGUAAACCAAAAGUAGUACUAGUCAACACUUUUGAUGCCCUUGAGGUCCAAGCCUUGGAAUUAGCAAUUGAUGGGUUAAAGAUGUUGGGAAUUGGACCCUUGAUUCCUAAUUUUGAUUCGUCGCCAUCAUUCGAUGGUAAUGAUAUUGAUCAUGAUGAUUGUAUUGAGUGGUUGAACUCUAAACCAAAUUCUUCCGUGGUUUACAUUUCUUUUGGAUCUAUUUAUGUAUUGAGUAAUACACAAAAGGAGGAAAUUUUGCAUGCUUUGUUGGAAAGUGGGUUUACAUUUUUAUGGGUAAUGAUCGGUGUAGAUCAAAAGGAAGCUGGGAAAGAUGAAUGCUGUAAUUUAUUACUAGAAGGGCAAGGGAAGAUUGUGAGUUGGUGUAGACAAAUUGAAGUACUGAAACAUCCUUCAUUAGGUUGUUUUGUGAGUCAUUGUGGUUGGAAUUCAACGUUAGAAAGCUUGAAUUAUGGGUUGCCAAUGGUGGCUUUUCCUCAACAAGUAGAUCAACCUACUAAUGCUAAGCUUGUGGAAGAUGUGUGGAAGGUGGGAGUGAGAGUGAAGGCUAAUUUAGAAGGAAUUGUAGGGAAGGAAGAAAUCAGGAAGUGUUUGGAGUUGAUCAUGGGAAGAUCAAGAGAUGAUGAACAAAGGACAGAGAUAAUUAUGGAAAAUGCCAAAAAGUGGAAAAAACUAGCCUCACAAGCUAUUGGUGAAGAUGGAGUUUUUCAAAAGUAUCUAUACACAUAUGUCGUAUAUCGUUGA